GCAGCGGGGUAUGGUUGACUCCGUCAAUGCUCCGUUCGAAUAAGGGUUUCUUUGAAUUCGAAUCAAUGAACCGAGGAGCAUCCCGGGGUACAUCAGUUGCCGAUGUGAUGCUGAAAAACGAAACAGGUGGUUGUGGUAGAUUGAUUCUGGAGUCCAUCCUAGAGAGCAGCAUGACGGAGGAGAUGUACGGAUGCAGGGAUUUAAUAAUGAGUCAAGAAUCUGCCCACGGACAAGGCAACAACAAUGAACACGUCAGUGUUCAUACUGAAGCAUCUAGCUUCAUCCCUCCCGUCCAAAAUGAACCCGUCAAUCAACAAAAUGUUGGGAAUAACCCGAACGCUGGUGGUCAACCCGACCUUGUGAUUCCAACUUUUCUGGCUAAUGUGUUACAACAGAUAUCCAACGCACCAAUGUUUCAACCAACUCCACCUCGUGUGGUAACCUACAAAACACUAAGGGAUAAUGGUACAGAGAUAUUCCUUGGGGAUCGCAUUGCUGAACCCCAAAUUGCAUGGGAUUGGAUCGAGCAGACGGCUCGGGUGUUGGAAGAUCUUAAUGUACCCACUGACAAUUAUCUCAGACUGGCUUCUCAAUUGCUUCGAAAGGAAGCCUACGAGUGGUGGAAGAGGACCGAUGAGAGUGCGGGAACCCCUAAGCCGUGGACAUGGGCACAUUUCGAAUGGGCAUUCAAGCAAGAAUAUAUUCCGAAACAUUUUAGCAAAGAAAGACGUAUGGAAUUUGUCGAACUGCAACAGGGAGACAUGACACUCCCUGAAUACCGACACUUCCGAAAGGAGUGCCCUACAAACCUCGGAGAACCGUUUCCACCUGCCCCUGUUGUUAGUCAAGUAGCAUCGGAACGACCCGCACCAAGUCAACGCUCAACAGCGGGGUCUAAUCCAGCCAAGAAUCAGAACCAACAACAAGGACGAGCUCCUGCUCGUACAUAUGCAAUGAAGGCACGAGCUGAGGAAAACCCUGACGUCAUUCAGGUAAUUAUUAUGGAUAACUCCAGUGGUUAUUACGGUCCGCUUUCUUACUACCAAUCACCCAACCGCCCUCCGUACCAAACCCAUCCAUCUUACCACCCGCAUCAGAACCCAUACGAUGAUGACUACCAAGUCAACAAUGGGUCUGACUACUAUCCCUACCAUGAGGAACCACCAUAUGAUACCCCAUCUGAGAACUUUGGAUAUUCUUCGUACCAAGACUCUGAUGGGGAAGAUUAUUAUGAACCUCAUGGUGAUCACGAUGACUAUGACCGCAAUGGGCCUAUAUACGACGAUCAACCUGAUCCGCUCAUCGAAGAAAUCCUAAGAUUAGAACAGAAAAUCUUCUAUUUCGACGAACUUUUAUUCGCUGAAGGCUCCUGGUACGAACCACCCUACUGCCGUGACUACACCCUACUUGCUGAAGAACAAAUUGAGGCAAACAAGGUGGCAAUUCGAGAAAGAGCAAAACUUCUUGAAUCAGUCCGGAAGGAAAAGGAGUUCGAAAGGAGAUUAUGCGAAGGAUCAGAAAUGAUGCAGAAAAUGCUGGACGACUUUCAAAGAGAGAGACUAGAAGAUGAGGAUAAAGCUGAUAAAUUAGUCAAUGAUCUCCGCAAGGCUAUUGAGCUUAAACGCUCCCUCCAACCUCAAGAUCCACAAUUGGAGGAAGUUAAUGCUCAAAAAGAGGCUCUAGAACCUAAGACCAACCCUGAACCUUCCAACCAUCAGGUUCCAGUUCUAGAAGAUUCACCAAGUUCUACACCAUCACAGAAACCCGAGAGCAUAACAACUCUUGCUGGGGCUACUGUGGUGAUGUUACCCGAAUACCCUCCAAGCCAAGUCUCAACCGGCACAGUCGUACAUGAGGUGGAACCAACUGAGGGACCUGACUCAGAACCACCUAUGCUUAUUCAAGAAAAGAAGGAGGAGGAACCAAUUGAAGAUAAGGAAGAAAUCAAUUUCGCAAUCAAGGCUAAUGAUGUGGAUCUACUGAGGAGACUUCCGCCACCACCCACCUAUACAAAGUCUCCUCCAUAUAUCCUGUUGCCACCAAGCCGCAGGGAGGAGUCAAGGAUCCUGGACCUUGACCGAGCAACAAAUCAAACAAGGUGGCACCAGAAGAGAGUUAGAAGGGCCAAACUUUAUGACUCUCGGAUCGGGAAGUCGCGGAAAAAGUGGGUGAGCGUCGAGCUACGGACGUUAAAGAAGCGCUUAACGGGAGGCAACCCGUCAUUCAAAUAACUAAAAUAAUUAAAUUCAAUAGUUUAUU
Molecule: messenger RNA, 2259 nt
Organism: Cuscuta campestris
Lineage: Eukaryota; Viridiplantae; Streptophyta; Magnoliopsida; Solanales; Convolvulaceae
Source: the annotation of a GenBank genome assembly